This is a messenger RNA of Varroa destructor (honeybee mite), 5215 nucleotides long. Its product is annotated as GTP-binding protein Di-Ras2-like. Lineage: Eukaryota; Metazoa; Arthropoda; Arachnida; Mesostigmata; Varroidae. Gene Ontology annotation, molecular function: GTP binding; G-protein beta-subunit binding; GTPase activity. Gene Ontology annotation, biological process: signal transduction. The record is from RefSeq and is a predicted model, not a curated record.
GCAACCGCUGCCUCUACUCCCCACCGCUACAAAGACGGUAACUACAGUUGUUGUCCAGUUCCGUUUCGUAGAGUUGUAGUGGGGAAGCAUCAGUCGAACCCACGGUACCGCUUCCACGAGCAAUGUGGGUACCAGUUCCGGGUUCAACUGAGCCUUCCGUUCUGUUCUCUUCUCGCAGAGCGGCUAGUGGCAGGGGAAAGCGCGCUGUCUCGAAGCGACCUUCUUACUUUCGCUGCUGCCAUCGGCUGGUUCAGGCUGACUGAGGCCGCCACUGGUUCUACCCGCGGUGGCACUGGGGCAGUACAGCGCAACGCAGCGCAGCACCAUCACUGUGUUUUAUUGUACUGAAGGCAACGAAGACAGUACGGCAGCAGCAAGACAACCGAGGUCUUCUUCCAUCCCCUCAGUCCCUCAUUCCCCCGUACCUCGGCCUCGCUCCUCCAAACGCCCCAGCAGCAUCAGCAGCCGCCACGCUAAGAGACGACAACGACGACGAUGAGAGUCGGCCGCGGCAGCGGGGUGAGGCAGGCGAUGAGCGCGCCACGCUAAGUGCCAGUGCUCCGAACUGAAAGCUGAGUGGGUUGCUUUACUGGGCGUCGGCAGAAACUCGAAGCAGGCUAACAGCAGUAAGCAAGAGAUAACAGAAAAUAGACAGGCAGAAGGCUAGGCAAACAACGAGCUAAGGCGAUUAUCGUCGGUUGAUAGUGACGGUGGUAUGGUGCUGUAGCCGUACGCCAGGCGGCGCAGAAAGAAAGUUUCGCGCGCGGGCACUCUAUGUAUUGCGGUAACAACAACGGUGAUAUUAGUCGCUUUUGCCGCUGCUGAUCAUCGCGGAUAAUCGAGUGAAUGUAAUACUAAAAGAGCGCAAAGGAAAAAGUGUUCGUUCGUUCCGUUCUAUGCGAAUCCGUUAACAGCAGCAGCAUUGAUUAGGUGCAGCGCUGUGUUGCUGGGUCUCGAGCUUAUCGAGCCGAUAUGUGUGUGCCUGUGUAAGCGUAUGCCUAUCGUACCAGUGAGAUAGAUGUCAGUAUCAGUGAGUAUGUGGUAUGAUCAUAUGUUGAGGCGCAGCUGUUUGCUAUUGGGCACGCUGAUCGUCGGUCGAGGAGUCGACAAAGUUGAAGCUUGAUUGAAGCGUAUGGUAGAUACGAAAACGCUGACAACAACGGUGGGCUCUGUUGAUACUCAAAGGGUCAGUGACAGUGAAAACUGCAAUAGAUGCCACGAAUGGCGUGGGUAAAACCGGAAUUGCUAACCCGUUCAUGACGUACGUCGAAUGUAGGCCGUUGACGUGUGCCCCUCACUGCUAAACUGCCGACUACCCAUCGAACGUUAGCACGUUUAUAUACGAAGCAACGCACGGUUCGAGUACUACAAGUGCCAUUUUUACAGCUCGUGACGCCACUGGAGUUUCACCUCACUGCGUCAUUCACGUUCACAACGACGUGGAUAACUUGGAUCGCGUAUUACAAUCGCCAGCAAAAGUAUCUAUCGUGGUCUGAACAGAACUAGCUAGACAACUCUGGUGGCUGCAGCGAGCUUAACAAAAAGCCGAGUACACGCAGCUUCGGAAGUUAACUGACCCUCAUGUUAGAAGUGUUAUUAUACAUAGUAGUCAAAGUAUAAUGGAGCAUGACGCAAAAUGAUGCCACCAAUCAUGUCAAGCAUUGUCUCGAGUGGACGUCAUGGUCCGAAGCAAAUAACAGCAACCUGCCGAACUCAGGUUGUUCGUGCAGGUGACGCACAGGCGGCUUACCACUAUCUUCACUGCGUGCUAUGAAUCCUAAUCAAAUAACUAACAAUAACAAACCAACGUAAAAACGGACUCAACAAGGAGCGACGCUGUCCGUCCUUCGUGAUUCAGGGGGUUUGUGUGCGGACAAGCAAAAAAAAAAAGUCCGAAUAGAAGCGUUCGAGUCGUCCGAGAGUUUUCGCUGUAAGACCGUCGAGUCCGUCGCUGUCGACAUUAUCCAGGCAACAAACUCUGUCCAACUGGCUGAUUGGUUAAUCGUUGAACCAGCGGAAGUACCACGGAUCCACCCCAGUAUGCGGCACCGUUCGAUACCGUAAAGGAGUAGUGGAUGAAGCAAGUUUAGUACCACAAAAAAGGGAAAAAGCAUAGCAAUGCCAAAGGUCUAUGUGAGUGGAAUCGCGUAAAAGCGACGAACCGUUGUGCGAUAGUAGUGUAGCAUCGACGGCAACUGGGGCGUUCGAGGCGACAGCCGUUGCCCCCAACGGCCAAUAGCCACCGUCGCCAAAGACAGCAACGUUACCCGUGCAUUGAAGAACAUAAAGAGACAAAGUUGCGUAGGACGCUGGACUGUGAUACUGCCGUAGCGUAGAGACCAGUUGGAAUCUUCGACAGCUAAAGGAAACGGACUACGGCGGUGACAAGGGAAAUAGAACGUGGAGAAGCAGCACCUCGUCUUCGUCUGUCCCCCCCCCCCCACCUCAGAGGUGAAGGCGACAAAUAGCAGGACAUUCCGUAGAUUGAACGAGGAAGAAACGGGCUACGGAAGUGGUACCCCGAAUUGACAGUAAACGAACUGGAACAUUGAAGCAAAAACGUUAAAUAGUUUAGGAAACCCGUACAGCCAAGCAGAUGAGCUGAAGUAACAGGGGUCAUGCCAAAGGAGGCUAGCGCCACCAGUGGCAAGGAGGCCGACAAGGGCGCGGCAGCCGCCGUGGCGGGUGGCGGGAAAGAUGGGACAGCCGGUGCCAAGGGCAGUGCGCCCCCGGCCCCAGCUGGUGGGGGAGGUGCGGUUAAAGGGACACCGUCAAAAGACCUCGCAGGAACCGGAGGCAAAGACGCCUCCAAGAACAACAAAGACAAUAAAGACGACGGAAAAACAACGUCGCUCCUUAAGAUGCCCGAACAAAGCAAUGACUACCGAGUUGUCGUGCUGGGAGCUGGUGGCGUGGGAAAAAGUUCGCUUGUCCUACGCUUUGUACAAGGAACCUUCCGAGAGAGCUAUAUUCCGACUGUAGAAGACACCUACAGACAGGUGAUUUCAUGUAACAAGAACAUCUGCACACUGCAAGUCACAGAUACAACAGGGUCUCAUCAGUUCCCCGCCAUGCAGAGGUUGAACAUUUCCAAAGGGCACGCGUUUAUCCUCGUAUUUUCCGUCACCUCAAAACAAUCGCUCGAGGAGCUCAAACCCAUCUAUAACGUCAUUCGCGAAGUCAAAAGUGGUGAGACGGAACAAAUACCGAUCAUGCUGGUCGGUAACAAAUCGGACGAGGAAUCCUGUCGUGAGGUGGAUGCUAGUAUUUGUGAGAGUCUCUCCAAACAGUGGCAAUGCGGUUACAUGGAAACGUCUGCAAAAAACAAUACCAAUGUUAAAGAACUAUUCCAGGCUCUCUUGGAAAUGGAAAAAAGACGCAACAUGUCCCUCCAACUCGACGGAAAAAAAACUCGUUCCCGUUUCGGCCGCGAUAAGCUCAAGGGAAAGUGUGGACUCAUGUAGACAAAAUCAGCGGCGAAAAUACCAAUGCAACAGUAAAUGACCGACCAUGCGAACGCUGAUGGCGACGACCCGCACCACAUCGUUGGGUCACAAUAGAUCGGUCCGCAGUCACAGUAAGUAGGCGAUACAGCGGCAACUAUCGGGACGUUGAACCAGACCAAUACUAUCAGCAUGGUGAUGAGCCAUUGUCAAAUCAGGGAAAUGAGGCCUCAAAUAAACGUGCGUGUCUGUGCGUGACCCUGUCUGAGUUUGGGGUAUACUCUGUACCUGACACCUAUAUGGCAGUCCGUUCUAUUAAAAUCAUGUUGCAACGUAUGACAACAUCAUGGAAAACGACAAGCUUGAACAUAAUUCGGCGGGGGCCUUUCAUGGUGUGGGGCCCGCGCCGCUUCCCAAUUCCCUAGCAAACCCCUGAGUCACCAUAGCAAAUCAGCUUUCUUCAUCUUCCGCUAUUAGCACUUGACAACUCUUAUUAGAACUUCAAUUACAAUGUACUCUACAGGAGGUCAACACCCAAUCACUUAUCUGCCAGCAGAGAGAUACCAAACGCGUUUACCAGCGAUCGGCUUACCACAACUAACGGCUAUGUAGUAAUACUACAACCAGAGUUUAACUAAGCAGAUUUCCUAUGGCCAUUCCCUAUCGUCGCUAUUGCCAUUGAGUGGAUGGCGUGGAGACGUACAACACACAGAACGAAUGCUAUUACUUGUUAGUACUACAAGAACAAAACAUCCGACCUACGUGUACCUUACUAGAGAAGGGACAAGUUAUAUGGCAUGGCUUACUUCUUACCAAUCAAAAACCUUUGUCUAAUGUGGGACGUCAACUGUAACAGAGAGCCAAGAAUCAAGCAACGUUUUUAACGAAGUAGACGUGUUGAUCAUUAUAGUAGAAUAACAACAUCGUUUAUACGACAUCGCUGAGGUCGUCGCUCAAUCGGAUAGAUCUUAGGCCAACUUCAACCACAAAUCGGUUUAGUGAAAAGCGAAAAAACGUUAGUCAUAAUACCGUACUUUUUUCGAGUCAGCCUAAACUCAGAAGCCUAUUUCUCCCCUUAGAGGAGAUAUGGAGGCGUUCACGACGACCACAAAAUAGUACGUCUUACCUCUCUACUUCCGCAUUAAUUUAUACUCGAUUUAACUGAUUCUACUCAAAUCAACAACACUUUCGCUAAUUGUACCCUACCCAUCCAAAUUCCUGUGACUUGCUACAUGUUUUGCCACUUGUGAGCGAUCAACGCAUCGGCACCCGAAGCCCGCCAAUAUCCCUGGCUUCUUAAUGAUAAUCCUAUCGGUCCAAAGUUUGAAAGGGUGGAUAGAUGAAAUUUGCUAAAGUUUGCUCCUAAGCCCUGUCGGCACCAAAUGCAUACUCCCAGCAGCCCUUCUCUACCGUGUCGACGUAGCGUAACGUGAAACCGCGUACAAGAAAAUAUCUAUAGUCUCUCUAUCGAGGUUGCUUGAAGCCGUCUUGGGGUCGUCAUAAUAUCACCCCCUAGAAUUUGUGUAACCCGUGAUGAGAUGAAACCCUGCCACUGACAAAACGUGGCUCUACGGAAAAAAAACGAAGAUGACGGAGACAACGUUCAAUGACCUUGCUAAUGAAAAUAAUGACACCAUGGAUCGGGGAAAUGAGUCUCGGCUGAACGGCGAGCAACAUCAAUACAAAGUAGGGUGAAAUUUAAGCGAAGUAGGUGAUACGAGAACACAAACAGAAGAUAAGGCAGAUAGGUAGGUGAAGUUAAUAAAGUUAUG